AUGGUAAAGGUAGCAAUAAUUACUUACUCCACCUAUGGGCACAUAGAUGUUCUGGCGCAAGCUGUUAAGAAAGGUGUAGAAGCAGCUGGUGGUAAAGCAGAUAUAUACAGGGUUGAGGAAACUUUACCUGAUGAAGUACUUGCCGAAAUGAAUGCACCACAAAAACCGGAGGACAUUCCUGUUGCUACUGAAAAGACAUUGCUCGAGUACGAUGCCUUUUUGUUCGGUGUUCCAACUAGGUUUGGUAGCUUGCCAGCCCAAUGGUCCGCCUUUUGGGAUAAAACCGGUGGAUUAUGGGCAAAGGGCUCUUUAAAUGGUAAGGCUGCAGGCAUAUUUGUGAGCACUUCCACUUAUGGUGGUGGUCAGGAAAGCACUGUUAAAUCUUGUUUGUCUUACUUAGCUCAUCAUGGAAUUAUCUUCUUACCACUGGGUUACAAGAAUUCCUUCGCUGAGUUAGCGAGCAUAGAGGAAGUGCAUGGUGGUUCUCCAUGGGGUGCUGGUACUCUUGCAGGCCCUGAUGGUUCAAGAAGUUCUUCUGCUCUUGAACUAAGAAUUGCUGAAAUUCAGGGUAAAACAUUCUAUGAAACUGCUAAAAAACUCUUCCCUGUGAAAGAAGUCAAAUCGACCACUGAAAAGAAGGCUACUGCGCCUGAUGCUGCUAAGAGACAAACCAAACCUGCUGCUACGGCUGCAACUACAGAAAAGAAGGAAGAAAAAGGGUUGUUAUCAUGUUGCACUGUCAUGUAA
Molecule: messenger RNA, 747 nt
Organism: Saccharomyces mikatae IFO 1815
Lineage: Eukaryota; Fungi; Ascomycota; Saccharomycetes; Saccharomycetales; Saccharomycetaceae
Gene: YCP4
Product: flavodoxin-like fold family protein
Exons: 1
Coding region: 1-747 (248 amino acids)
Molecular function (GO): FMN binding; NAD(P)H dehydrogenase (quinone) activity
Source: RefSeq, a predicted model, not a curated record